CACCAUACGAAGACACGAAGAAAAUAAGAAAGGGUGCUUCUACGGAGACCCCGACGGGGUCUCCUUGGUUUUUUUUUUUUUUUUUUUUUUUCUUAUAUCAUUAAGAAAUUCAUUUCUGAAUGAUUUAAGAAAAAGAAAAAAAACAAAACCAAUUCAGUGCAUUUCUUAAUGCUUACCUACACGGUGCCUACAAGCUGCUUGCCAUUAAUCCUCGGAGAAAGCGUACAGAUCGUUGUUCUGGAGAUCAAGAAACUAGUAAUCCAGGUUAGAGAUCAGAAAGCUGUUGCCACAUAUUUCCUUUAUAUUUUUCUUCUUUUUUUUUUUUUUCGAUUUUUCCCCUUCUCCCCGGGCCUCUCCCCUCCUCCCUGUUUCUCUCUCCCUUUCCCAACUCCUCACUGGCGUUUCUGCCGCAGCCUCUCAACAACGUCGCCGCCAAACCUUCCUCGCCCCUCGCCCCUCGCCAACGUUGCUGCCGCACCCCUCACCUUCCUUGCCACUCCCCGACGUCACCCUUCACCCUCUCCUCCGUUAUCAUCGUCGCUGCUGCCGCCCCUCACCGACAGAUGUUGGCUCUGCAACGAAGAAGGACAUUAUGCAAAUGAAUGUCCUAACAGAACAAAACAAAAGAAUGUCAAAAGUUUCUUGUACGUACCAACAAUCUACCAGAGCAGCAUGACAAUGGAUGUGCUUUUAGGAUAAAAGAUGGACCUCAAAUCCAUCAAAGCUCUUAUGGAGCAACAAAAAGCUUUCAUGAGCUACUUAGGAGUGUAAAUUGGUCCAGUCCAAUCUGGUGGGCCAAAAUUUUUCUCCGGACCAAACCAAACCGAACAUCCAUAGGGACCGGACCGGAUAGCUAUCGGUCCGAUCUAAUUAUUUUACUAUUUUUUCAUCUUCUUUUUUUCAAAUAAAUUAAUAAAAAAAUUAUUUAAAUUA
This is a messenger RNA of Juglans microcarpa x Juglans regia, 933 nucleotides long. RefSeq lists its product as uncharacterized. The transcript has 5 exons. Bases 169 to 699 code for a protein of 176 amino acids. NCBI's taxonomy places the organism in Eukaryota, Viridiplantae, Streptophyta, Magnoliopsida, Fagales, Juglandaceae. Gene Ontology annotation, molecular function: nucleic acid binding; zinc ion binding. The record is from RefSeq and is a predicted model, not a curated record.